Messenger RNA from Passer montanus (Eurasian tree sparrow), 1335 nucleotides. It is a transcript of the gene FAM43B, whose product is annotated as family with sequence similarity 43 member B. Bases 238 to 1128 code for a protein of 296 amino acids. NCBI's taxonomy places the organism in Eukaryota, Metazoa, Chordata, Aves, Passeriformes, Passeridae. The transcript has a single exon. The record is from RefSeq and is a predicted model, not a curated record.
CCCGCAGCCGCCGCCGCUCCCGCAGCAUCAGGCGCAGGCGGCACCCGGAACGCGGCGGCUCCUCGGCUCCGCAUCCUCCGUGGGCAGCCGGAUCGGCCCCGGGGCCGCGUCCCGCUGCCGGGCGAGGGGACGACACCCCCUGCGCGGGGGUGCGGGGACACCCCCCGAAGCGGCUUCGGGCUGGGGGGUGGUCCCGCUGCUUGCCAGCGAGGCCGGCGUUAGCGGAGCGGAGCCGAGAUGCUGCCCUGGCGCCGGAGCAAGUUCGUGCUGGUGGAAAAUGAACGUAAGUGCAAAGGCAAGAGCCUGGGGCCGGGGCUGAGCUACGCGGCGCUGCUGGCCGGCUUCCUCCGCUCCUGCCCGGACCUGCUGCCCGAGUGCCCGCUGGAGCGCCUGGGCAGCGUCUUCCGCGGGAAGCGCCAGAAAGUGGAGCUGAACAAGGAGGACCCGACGUACACGGUGAGGUACCUGGGCAACGCCGUCACCCUGCACGCCAAGGGCGAGGGCUGCACCGAGGAGGCGGUGGGCAAGAUCUGGGCCAAGAGCGAGGCGGGCGCCGGCGGGGCCAAGAUGACGCUGACGCUGGGCCCGCACGGCAUCCGCAUGACGCCCUGCGAGAAGGGGGCCCGCCGGCCGGGCCACGCGUACCUGCUGCACCGCAUCACCUACUGCGCCGCCGACCGCCGGCACCCCAAGGUGUUCGCCUGGGUGUACCGGCACCAGGUGAAGAACAAGGCCGUGGUGCUGCGCUGCCACGCCGUGCUGGUCUCCAAGGCCGACAAGGCGCGCGCCAUGGCCCUGCUGCUCUACCAGACCUCGGCCUCCGCCUUCAACGAGUUCAAGCGCCUCAAGAGACAGAGCGAUUUCCGCCACGUGCAGCAGCAGCUCCUGGGCGACGCCAUCGUGCCCCUGGUGCCGCUGCGCCGGCUGCUCAACGCCAAGUGUCCCUACCGCCCGCCGGCCGAGCGGGCCCGCUGCGCCCCCCGCCUCAGCUCCAUCCUGGAGGAGGAGGAGGAGGAGGCCUUCGGCGCCGCGACGCCCUUGGGGGACCCCGGGCGGGCGGCCGUGCUGCGGCUGGCCAGCGACAUGAGGGGGUGCAGCCUGCGCGGGCCCCGCGCCGCCGCGUGCUGAGCGGCCGCGGGCACGGGGUGCCCUCCCUGCGCCCCGAGCCGGCGCUGGACCCUGCUCGGGAUCGGUCUGGACAAGACAGCGGCUCCGUUUGCAGGAAGACCCGUGGCGGGGGUGGGUUUGCACCCCAGGGAAGCCCCCGGCCCUGCACAUGAACCUGCUCUCGUGCCUCCUCCUCAGCGGCCAUAAUAAUAAAAUGAAUGUGUGUUU